UCUGAUUAAUAUUKAUUUAAGUUAUAWAUUUGCUUUCUGAGGAAGAAACAAAUGUUCCAUAAAUGAUUGUUGAGUUGCACGCAGCAUGAUUAGCUCAGAAAACACAGUCUGCAUGUGGGCGCCCCUUUAAUGUCUCUGUUUCCUCCUUUAAGAUGUGAUGUUACGAUAAAUGUGUCUAUAAAAGCUGAUUUGCUGUUCCUCUAUCUGACCKGAAACUUCCUGAUUCAGAGCUGAAAAAGGUGAUAAUUACCCAACGGGAACCUGCAGCCAUGACGAUGCUCACUCUGCCUUUGCUUCUCUGUGGUCUGAUGCUUCUGAGCAGCGUCAACGGGAUCAAUAGAUUGAGAACUGAAUGCCCGUCUGGCUGGAAUSUAAUCSAGGGACGCUGUUUCAAAUACAUUCCAAGACGAAUGACUUGGGCUAAAGCUGAGAGAAAUUGCAUUUCCAUGGGAGGAAACCUUGCGUCUGUGCACAGUUCUGAAGAAUACCAUGAAAUUCAGUCGCUCAUUACGCGUGCCACUUAUGAGAUGAAGGUUACGUGGAUCGGCGGCUCUGAUGCAGCUGAGGAAGGUCAUUGGGCUUGGACUGAUGGGAGCCUGAUGACUUUUACAAACUGGUGUCCUGGAGAACCCAACAAUGSUGGUUCACAUCAGCACUGCAUGCAAAUGAAUUACUCAGGUAAAACUGUUCUUUCUUUUAAGCAAUGA
Molecule: messenger RNA, 707 nt
Organism: Poecilia reticulata (guppy)
Lineage: Eukaryota; Metazoa; Chordata; Actinopteri; Cyprinodontiformes; Poeciliidae
Source: RefSeq, a predicted model, not a curated record